UGCCAUAUUGAAUCUCGCAUAUCCUCGCGAGAGUUGCAGCCAUGCGUGAUGGUGAGAUAGAAGCAUGUUAGCAACAUGUAGGUUUUUUCGCCAAUUCACCAAGAACGCACGGCCUCUUAUCGCCAUUAAAAGAAGAGGAGAUAUUUCUGGAGCAGUGAUGAGAGAAGAUCAUUGGAGAAACUUCAGUUCACAACAAUCCAAGAUGGAUACCAUUCUGAAGAGAGUAAAGAGACGUUUUGUUGAAAAACUUGCUGUACCUGAAAGGUUUAAUACACAGUAUGAUACAACUGGCAAUGGUUUUGAGAAACAAAGAACAGGUCUUACAAUGAACCAAAGUUUUGAACCAGCCAUCAAAAAGAUGAAGAUGCAACAUUCAUUCAGUAAUAAAGAGAGGCAGCUUGGUUGUACACUGCAACAUAAUGGUAUUACACAUGAUAUAACAAAGGCCAUGCCUCAGACAUCUCAUGAGAAUCAAAACAAUACCAGAUAUUCAGGAAUUGAAGGCAUCUGGAAAGGUAUCCAGAAAAUGACUAAAUCUAUGAAAAGGAGGCUUCGUAGAAAAAGAUCUUUAAAUAAGAUAGCAAAAGAUGGAGCUUCUGCAGACAUUAGUCAAGAACAAUCAUUAAAGUUAUUAUUAACCAAACCUCUAGAGUCAGAGCACCAAGUAACUAAAAGUUUAAACAAUACAGUUGUAAAUGGUAGAGUUAAUUAUGAGCCAGGAACAUCAGAUUCAGGAGACGAUGAUGAGGAUAAUACACAUAACAGUGGUAGGACUUCACAGUCUGGUCUGCCCACAGAUGACUGUUAUGUUGCCCUGGAUUGUGAGUUUGUAGGGAUUGGACCAAAGGGAAGAACAAGUGCUUUAGGGCGUUGUAGUAUUGUUGAUUUCCAUGGCCGGGUUGUCUUGGAUAUAUACGCCAAACCCGAGGAGGUGAUCACUGACUACCGCACACCCUGGAGUGGUUUGAGGAAGAAAGACCUGGUCCAGGCAGUCCCCACCAUCAGCGCAGUCAAUCAGAUUAAAAAGACUGUCAAAGGUAAAAUUAUAGUAGGCCAUGCGCUGCAGAAUGACUUCAAAGUCCUCCAGCUGGGCCAUCCCUGGCCUGAGACCAGAGAUAUAUGUACUUACAAACCUCUUCGAGCCAUGGCCAAUUAUGAAGUGCAUAAUGCUGCAUCAUUGAAGAAACUUUCUGCAUCUCUUCUUAAGCGCAAAAUCCAAAGUGGUGAACACUGCUCUUUGGAAGAUGCCAGGGCCACCAUGGACCUCUUCAAGUUAGUUCGAGAUGAGUGGGAAAAAGGACUUCUGAAGAAAUCUGCUCAUUCCAAAAAACAUAAAAAGAAUCCAGAAACAGAAAAAUCAUUCUUGGAUGAUGAAUAUUGGGAAGAAGAAAGUGAAAAUGUUAACAAUGGGAUUUGUAGUUUUGAAGAAAGGGAUCAGAAGUGAAAAUUGUUUGGUAUUAUUUUAUGGAUGCUACAUUAUUAUUUAUAACUAGAUUUUGACUAUUAAUUUUCUAGUAUCAAACACACAUAGGUCUUUAACAUGGUCUCAAUUAGUAUUUAAUACUUUUAAAAACCUGUGGGAAGCAAAAUUUAAGUGAGCUUAUGAUUAAUAAUUUUGUAUAGAUUAAAGUUGAUAAUUUCAUAUAUUUGAUAGCAAUAUCGUAGUGCAGGAAAACAUUUGAACUUGCAAUGUUUUUUCAUUGACAUAAAAUGUGUUCAGAAUGUAUUGGAAUUUGUCUUCAUUUCAGUGUCUUGAGACCGGUUAAACUAAAUAUUUCAGGUGGAAAGAUGGCUUUCGUAGACUGCUAAGAACCUAAACAACAAAGUUGUGUUUCACAAAAAAAAAAAACUUAUGUGUCAUUUACCUUUUUUUGUCUGGAUUUUUCCUAGAGCACAAUGAGAUUAACUUGACAGUUAUUUUUAACUGGCAUAACUGCCAAGAGCCCAGUUAAGUUAGUCAACUACAUUUAUUGUGACACAAUUAUUUUUCAGAUGCUUAAGAUCAGUACCGCAAGGUCACCUUUACACAAUCAGACAUUCAAUUUUAGUUUAAGUUAAGUUUAACCCCAAAAUGCAACUUAAAACUUAACUGACCCCAACUGUUUGACCGUGUAUCAAAUUGUGAUUGGAAAAGAUGUAAAUGACAGGGAGUGAUGUAUAACUUAUGGUUCUUUCAAUAUGGAUUACUAGUUGCAGGAUGAUAUGAUUUUAAUUUUGAAUUCAAUGACAUCUUUAUUUUGUUAAAAUUUAGAAAUGUCAAAAAUGCCAUUACAUCUUAAAUGUAUAGACUUUAUUGCUGGGAUAUAAUGAAACUCAUUUGAAUAGAUUCAAACCAAUGUGAUAUAAAUAAUAAUGUACUUGGAUUGUGUUUUGUUAUUUAUUAAUGUUAUCAAUUCUCUUAGUGUAUUCUACUGCCUUUAUGGAGCUGCCAAAUUAUUUGUUUCCCUCAGAGUCAACUUCUAUCAAGCUAACAUCUCUCUUGCCUAAGUAUGCCAUCUAGGACUGGGUUCCCAUACCUAGAUCGAUCUAACAGGAUCGAUCCAUCUCCGAGGGGUUUUUCUCUAAAUUACU
Lingula anatina is the source of this 2571-nucleotide messenger RNA. RefSeq lists its product as uncharacterized. Lineage: Eukaryota; Metazoa; Brachiopoda; Lingulata; Lingulida; Lingulidae. Gene Ontology annotation, cellular component: nucleus. Gene Ontology annotation, biological process: rRNA processing. Gene Ontology annotation, molecular function: 3'-5' exonuclease activity; nucleic acid binding. The record is from RefSeq and is a predicted model, not a curated record.